GAUUUCAGUGUGUCGAUGAAAAUCGGACGCACGAUGUUAACGCAAUUUGAAAAUAAAUUGCUACUUUCUGAAUGAAAUGUUACAAGUGUUUUAUUGUUAAAUGUUGUUAAAUUAAUUGUAACGCGUCUAAGCCACAUUGAGCAGGAAAUAAAUUCAAUUGGCCACUCCUCGACGCGUGAGCGACUGUUGUUUUAAGUGAUUAUCAGUGACAGUGAAUCUAGACAACAUGAUGGCCAAAGAUAACACUUUGGCUCCACUGGUGAAAAUCUCAUCAGUAGCACCGAGCCUGGAGUCAUUAAACGAAAGCUACGAAAACUGCCUAAACAUAGACCGACGUUUCCAACGCAAGGAAUCCGUAAUCUCAUCGCAAAUCAGUCUCUACGUGAAAAAGAAAAAGCCAAAAAUUCCUGACGGAGGAUGGGGUUGGUGGGUUGUCAUCGCGUCCUUUGUCAUCAACUUGGUCUCGGACGGUAUCAGUUUAACCUUCGGUCUGCUUUACGAGGAAUUCCUACACGAAUUCGGUGCAUCCAAAUCGGCAACAUCCUGGAUUGGCUCUUUGUUUAUGGCCGUACCUUUAUUAGCCGGUCCGAUUAUGUCCGCCCUUGUGGAUCGAUACGGAUGCAGGUCGAUGACAAUAGUCGGAGCGAUAAUCUCAACUAUCGGUUUUGUAGCCAGCUCCUUCGCCAACAACAUCAUCGUUAUGUAUUUUACAUUUGGAGUGAUUGGUGGAAUUGGGCUUGGACUUUGUUUCGUCACAGCUGUCGUUUCCAUAGCCUUUUGGUUCGAUAAGAAACGUGCGAUUGCUUUAGGUCUUGGUGCUUGCGGUACCGGUUUUGGAACUUUAGUGUUUUCUCCUCUGGCAACGCUAUUAAUUGAAGAAUUUCACUGGAGAGGUACCCUAUUGAUUAUGGCCGGAUGUUUUUUGAACUUGGCCGUGUGUGGUGCCUUGAUGAGAGAUCCUGAUUGGAUAAAAGAUGAUAACUCAGAUAGUGAUCACGAAUCCGAUAAAUCUUCACUGAAUAUAGAGGAAAUAAAAGAAUCUUUAGUUAGUGGCAAUACUGAAGAAUAUCUUCUUGAAGCGUUGGAUACUAGUUUAGACUUGUCGAAUAAAAAGAGAAUCAAAUCUGUAGUAAACUUACCCACUUUUGUAAGACAAAAUGAAACAGUACCUUUAGAAGUUUUGGAAAAGUUAAGCAAAAAUAAAAAUUUAUACAGUGUGAUCUUGGAAAACUAUCCGACUUUGCUGGAAUCAAAAAGUAGCUCAGAACGAGGUCUGAAUGAUUUAAAAGUCCUAGAACAAACCAGAGUGCCUGUGAUAUUUUCUUUGAAGCUGAAGAAAACCGAAAAACCACCGUCUCCUAAACCUACACAUAUGCCAAUAAUCAAAAUUAAUGGAAACGAGAAUAUUGUAGUAAAUAAACAAAACAAAAUCCACACCACUACUAAUCAUUACCUAAAGAACAUAAGAAUGAGAAAAACUUCAAUAAUGCACAAAGGAGCAAUGCUUAACACGAACAGAUACAGACUUAAGGCCUCCAGCUGUCCAAAUAUUUAUCGAAACUCAAUGUUAACACUUUCCCAAGAAGAGGACGAUAAAUGGUAUACAGUUUUCAUGGAGAUAGUAAAAGACGUAAUGCAAUUCAACUUAUUUUUGGAACUGCAUUUCUUUCUUAUCUGUCUUUCAACUAUUAUUCUUUUCACUUGGUUCGUGGUACCAUACUUUUACCUAGUAAAUCACAUGAAAAAUUUCAAAUACACCGAACGUGAUGUUUCAUUUGUAAUUGCUGUAAUCGGCAUCACCAACACCGUUGGAAUGGUUGUUUUAGGUUGGGCUGGUGAUAGACCUUGGAUGAACGUUGAGAAAACCUACGCCGUUUGUUUAAUACUUUGCGGAGUAUUUUGUGCAGCCAUUCUAUUUUUUACAUAUAGCUACGUCAUGGUUGUUGUUUCUGGAGGAUUGUUUGGAUUGUUUUUUGCCAGUACAUUCUCAUUUACCCCGAUAAUCCUUGCAGAUUUGGUUCCAAUUGACAGCUUCACCAUGGCUUAUGGUUUAGUGUUGCUUUGCCAAGGAAUUGGUAAUCUUAUUGGGCCACCACUAGCGGGUUUGUUGUUCGACUUAACUGAAGCUUGGGAUCAAUCCUUUUACCAAGCAGGAUUUUGGAUAAUCAUCUCUGGGGUCUUGGCAGGAAUUAUACCAUACACUAAGAAUAGAAGAAUUAUUGGAAAAGGUCCAAUUUUGAAAUAUGCCCAUAGUGAAAAGAACAUUAACGUUUAAAUAAAAAUGUUUCG
This is a messenger RNA of Aethina tumida (small hive beetle), 2289 nucleotides long. Its product is annotated as monocarboxylate transporter 14. Gene Ontology annotation, molecular function: monocarboxylic acid transmembrane transporter activity. NCBI's taxonomy places the organism in Eukaryota, Metazoa, Arthropoda, Insecta, Coleoptera, Nitidulidae. The record is from RefSeq and is a predicted model, not a curated record. The coding region runs from base 227 to 2275 and encodes 682 amino acids. Gene Ontology annotation, biological process: monocarboxylic acid transport; transmembrane transport. The transcript is spliced from 8 exons.